Molecule: messenger RNA, 729 nt
Organism: Hibiscus syriacus
Lineage: Eukaryota; Viridiplantae; Streptophyta; Magnoliopsida; Malvales; Malvaceae
Product: protein SHORT INTERNODES-like
Exons: 2
Coding region: 38-595 (185 amino acids)
Biological process (GO): positive regulation of DNA-templated transcription
Cellular component (GO): nucleus
Molecular function (GO): DNA binding; DNA-binding transcription factor activity
Source: RefSeq, a predicted model, not a curated record
AAGAAAGAAGAAAAAUGGGUGUUUUGUGUUAUGGUUGAUGAUGAUGUCGUUGAGGCAAGGAGGCCUUGGGGGCACAAGGUGUCAAGAUUGUGGGAAUAUAGCCAAGAAAGAUUGUGGUUACAUGAGGUGCAGGACUUGUUGCCGGAGCAAAGGAUUCGAGUGUCGGACACACGUAAAGAGCACUUGGGUUCCGGCUUAUCGGAGACAGAACCGCCAUCAUCAACAGCAGCAGCAGCAGCAACAACAACAAUUCUCUUCUCUCCCAAUCCCUUUGCUUAAUAACCCUAAACGGCUUAGGAAAAAUAAUCCUUCUUCAGGGUUAGAAGUGGGGUAUUUUCCGGUGGAAGUGACAUCGCCGGCGACGUUCCGUUGUGUACGAGUGAGCUCCAUCGAAGACGCGGCCGACCAGUACGCUUAUCGAACGGCGGUGACGAUCGGAGGACACGUAUUCAAGGGUUUCUCUAUGAUCAAGGAGCAGAUCAAGGUCAUUACUCACUCGGAGAAUGCUCCUCCCGGAGACUCCUCCUCAGCCGUCGCGUCGCAACCGCCGAAUCAAUUCAAUGCAAGUGGCCGAUCUAACGAUGGCGACGACUAACACCACCACGACCACCACCAUUCCAACUUCAGUAGUUGCAGCUGAAACCCUGCUUCCUUUCGCUUACGCAUCUCCUUUUAGUGCUUUCAUGUCAUCUUCCGGUACGCAAUUUUCCUCCACCCAAAAUCUUAAGA